AUGCCGAGCUGGCACGACGGGUCGACGAGCUCAGAGAGGCUCCCUGAGUUCAAUGACAUCGACUAUGCUCCUGAUACUACUGAGGAACCUACAUUUCACGGAUUGGCCGUGGGAUCUGGCGAACGAUGCCGUGUCCACAACCUUGAGCCGGUGAGAUGUGUGGCCUUUGAAGGGCCGAACACUGGUCGUCGUUUCUACCUCUGCUCCAUUGAAAAUCAAUUACAUGUUACGAACUGUGGCUUCCAUGCAUGGGUAGAUAGUGAGUGGCCUGAGCCACUACAAAAUGCUUUGAAGAAACUAUGGGGAAUGUACUACUCUAGCAAUUCAGGUAGAAUUGAUGACAAGUUAGAGCAUGCCAGAUUUGUUGAGGAGCUUGCUGUAGAGAAAAACAAGAUUGAGAAGAAGUAUGCAAGCCUGCUAGCUGAUGUGAAGAAAUUUGCAGAAGAGACUGAGAAAAGAGUGGUGGAGAGAAAUUGCAAGUUGAUAACUUCAGGAGCUGCUGAUGAAAUUAAUGAGCUAAAGAAGGAGGUUGCUGAGCUGAAGCAGUUGCAGAAAACACAGGCUGAGGUCAUUAGAGCAAAGGAGGAAUUGGAGGCAGGAAGAGAAGCUUGGAAGACAGAAACUGAUGCUUUGAAGAAAGAGAAGGAUGCAUUGAACGAGGAGAAGAGAAAGAUGGAGUACAUGCUCUAUGACCUGCUGAAGCUUAGCAAUGGAAACAAGGAGAAGCUCAAAAGGAUUAGGGAAGUGUGUGAGGAGGAGGUGAUCAUUUGA
Messenger RNA from Lolium perenne, 771 nucleotides. Lineage: Eukaryota; Viridiplantae; Streptophyta; Magnoliopsida; Poales; Poaceae. The record is from RefSeq and is a predicted model, not a curated record.